This is a messenger RNA of Aspergillus affinis, 1098 nucleotides long. RefSeq lists its product as uncharacterized. Bases 1 to 1098 code for a protein of 365 amino acids. The record is from RefSeq and is a predicted model, not a curated record. The transcript has 3 exons. Lineage: Eukaryota; Fungi; Ascomycota; Eurotiomycetes; Eurotiales; Aspergillaceae. Gene Ontology annotation, molecular function: serine-type peptidase activity. Gene Ontology annotation, biological process: proteolysis.
AUGCCCCCAAAACCACUAACGACCAUCUACAAAGAAAUCAACGGCACAAAAAUCACUACAGAUAUCUACCUGCCUGAAAAUGCCCCUCAUCACGAGAAAUAUCCUGUCUUAAUAACAAUCCACGGCGGCGCCUUCAUGCUCGGCCACUCCAGCCUAAUCUCCCUCCCGCAAGUAGACGACUGCCUCGCGCGCGGCUGGAUCGUGGUCGCCCCGAACCAUCGGCUCUGUCCACAGGUGAACAUCGCCGAAGGACCGGUGCGCGAUUGCCGCGAUUUCCUGGAAUGGGUAUAUGCGGAUGAGGGGCUGGAUGGUUUUCUUUCUGAGGUGUCAUCAUCAUCGACUGGUUCUGGGGUUGAGUCUGGGUCUGGACCAGAGGAAGGCAAUGGUAAGAGUAAGAGGGUCUGGCAGGUCGACAAGGAAAAAGUCAUGGCGAUGGGGACGUCAAGUGGUGGGUUUUUGGCAUUGGCGUUGGGCUACGACACUCCCCGUCCCCCCCGCGCCAUCCUGAACUUCUACGGCGCCGUCCACUUCACCCAUACCUUCUGGACGCAGCCACUUCCUCACGUUCAAAAGACUCUUCCACCGCUAGACCCGGAAUUUAUUCGCCAAGUGUACUCCGAAGUACCGGUUCCCAUUCAGAGUGGGAUUUCAUUAGAAGGACAGACUCAGUCCCAGUCCCAGGGACAGACCCAGACUCCUCCAUCUCCAGGCCCCAACCCAAAAUCUCCUCGAGAUCUAUUCGCGUUGACGCAAAUUGCCAAUGGGACUGUUCUUUCGACAUGUUUGUCUUCCUCCUCUUCCUCUUCCACCCCCUCCCCUCUCUCAGAGGAAGAAAUCCGCACAAUCGACCCCGUCUAUCGCAUCCACCCCACCUUCCCACCAACCUGUAUCAUCCACGGCACAGCAGACCGCAUGGUCCCUGCAUUCCUGAGUAAGGAGUUACUAUCCCGGUUACAGGAGGAGGAAGUCAGAUGCGAGAUGGUGGAUGUGGAGGGGGAGGACCAUACGUUUGCGAUGGGGAUGAAAGUUGGAUCGAGGACGUGGGAGGUGCAGAGACGGGGGUUUGAGUUUUUGGAGGAGGUUAUUCGGGGAGUAUAA